Didymodactylos carnosus is the source of this 1749-nucleotide messenger RNA. Lineage: Eukaryota; Metazoa; Rotifera; Eurotatoria; Philodinida; Philodinidae. The record is from the annotation of a GenBank genome assembly.
AUGUCAGAACGUAAUUUCCAAUCAAGAAGCUAUGAAAGUCGUAGUGGUGGUAAUAGUAGCAGUAUUUAUGAUCAUCCGCCACUUGAUAUUAAUCGAGAAGUUCGUACAAAUAUUCCCAUUCAACAUACACAGUCUUCACCUCAUUUGAUUAAUGUUCAACAUACACAGCCUCCACCACGUUUAAUUAAUCCUCAACAAAAGAUAUUAGAUCGAGUUCGUCAUCCUGAUACAAAUGUACAAUGGAUUAAUGAACCCGUGAGAGAUGCAUUUGGUAAUAUAUUAUCAACAAAUGACAAGUUUCGUAUUACAGUUAAUGUAGAUGGUUUUCGACAAAACGAAAUUAAUGUUCAGACUACUGGAAAUAAAGUGACUGUGACCGGUGAACAUAUUGAAAAUAGAGAUGAAGGUGUGGCAAAAAAACGUAUUGAAAAAUCCUUCGAAUUACCACGUGAUGUUGAUCCAUAUAGUUCACGUGUCACGUAUCCAUCACCGACAACAAUGUACAUUGAUUUUUCGACUCGUCAGUAUUCGGCUAUUGGUGGUGAUAAUGGUAGACAUUUGACAAAUUUUAGCGAUUCAUCACCAUAUCACCAUCAUCGUGAACCAAAAUUUACGCAGGAAAAACAUUCAAGUGAAUAUUCAAGUACAAAAAAAAUAGGUGGUACAGGUAUAGGUGAAGCAAGUUCAUAUUACAGAGAUCGAAGCUUAAGUCCAAAUGUGUCUCAUUAUCACCGUGAACCGUUUAACGAUACCAGUUCAAGAAAUUAUGGGGCAUCCAGUAGUGGCAGUAGUCAUUAUCGCGUUAAUACUGAUAAUCGUCCACACAGUGGUAGUCCUGCUCGAGGAAUUUUUGUCAAUUCAUUGUCAAAAUACGAUAAUUUACAAGGUCCAUACAAUCCUUCAAAUGUGACAUGGUCUGAUUCGAGACAAGAUAAUUAUAAUCGAUCGUCACCUUAUGUAUCGUCAAUAGCACCAAGAAUCACGACCAAAAUUCGAGACGGAUCUCGCAGUCCAUCUUACACUAUCAAUGUCUCAGCCUCGAAUCCAAGACAGAAUGUUGAAACAUUUAGCGAAACAAAACGAGAACGACAUGUUGAAAGAUCAAGUCCUACGACUGGUACAACGGCAUCACAUGAAUAUGAGCAUCAAAGAUCAGGCAGCCCAUCGACAAGACAAUAUCAUUCAAAUAUAACACCAUCUUUAUCUAUUGAUGAUGAUAAUCUAAGUCAUCGAUUUAAGACUGGUGUUAAUCUUGAUCGUUAUUCCACCACCUCCACAUCGACACCUUACUAUGAACCACCAUCUCUUAGAAACAAUAAUGAUCAUUCAUCUCGUAAUGUUGAAGUUCAUGAAUAUUCUCGACGUCUUGCAGGCAACGAACCAAUAUCAACAACACGCUUAAUCAACAAUGAUGGAUUUAAUGCUGAAGCAUUUUAUAAGAGUGCAUUUCAACCAAAAAUCUUUUAUAAUCAGCAUGGACAGCAACAAAUCGAAAUGAAAUUAGAUGCACAAAAUUAUGAACCGAAUGAAAUUAAAGUAUCAAUGAAUGGAUACGAAUUAAUUGUUCAAGCUGAACAUAGUAAUCGACGACCGCCUAAUCAAUCAUCUCGAUCCUAUUUCCAUAAACAAAUAACAUUGCCACCAGAUACCGACUUAUCAACGAUAACAUCUCGAUAUGAGCCUGAUCAAAAAUUAUACAUAACAGCAUUGCUAAAAGGUGAUAAAUUCGGUUCAAUCAAAUACAAAUGA